CAUCUCUUCACUCUUUGUUUUGUUUCAGUUUCAAGUGCAAGAAGAAAACUUUGGAAGAAGCACAUUAAGAGUUUUGCAAUACCAAACCAACAAUUUAGAAACGAUUUUCUUUUGGUACUGCGAAAAUGGCUCUUGCUCUCAACAAACUUCUUCCAGACCUCUUCAAACUCGAGCCGCUCGACAGAAAGAAUUACCGCCGGUGGUCGCAGAAUAUGCUAAUAUUUUUCGAACAACUUGAGGUUGAUUACGUCUUGUUCGAAGACGCCCCAACCGAUUUCGUUGAAGAUACCAACACCACCCACGACUCCACCGCUGCAAUUGCCGAUGCCGCCGCUACCAAAGCCGUUGCCGCUCCAGAGAAGUCCAAACGCACUCCUUCCAAAGACAAGGCUAAGGGAGAUGACCAAGCCAAAAGAAAGUCUAAAGGGAAUUUCUCUGGCUCUUUCAAAUCGAAUAAGAAGUCCUUCAAGAAACCUGGAAAUAAAAACUUCAAGAACCAUGGUGGACAAAUUCAAAAGAAAAAUAACAGUGCUUGUUUCGUGUGUGGUAAAAUAGGUCAUAAGGCUAGUUGCUGCUUUAAGAGAUUUGACAAUAACAAGGAUGGAAAUGUUCACCACAAUCCUCAAGUUAAUGUUGUCGAGCAUGAUGACAUCAUCACUGCCGUUGUUUCUGAAGUGAACAUGGUUGAGAACCAUGUUGAGUGGAUAGUGGACACCGGAACCAUGUUCGUUGAGUUUGAUGAGUCUGCCGAAAUCGAGGUGUUCAUGGGAAAUUCAAAUAGUGCAGAUGUGCUUGGCAAAGGAAAGGUUCUUCUUAAAUUAACUUCUGGAAAAUCUUUAUCCUUGUCAAAUGUUUUUAAUGUCCCCUCCCUUCGUAGGAAUUUGAUUUCUGGAGCCUUACUUAAUAAGGCUGGUAUUAAGUUGGUCUUUGAGGCUGACAAGCUUGUUCUGACCCGUAAUGGGGAGUAUGUGGGGAAAGGGUAUCUCUCUGGUGGAUUGUUUGCUUUGGAUGUUUCCGUUAACAACAUGAACAAAGCUUCUACUUCUGCUUAUAUUGCUGAGUCUAUUGAUUUGUGGCAUGGUCAAGAGGUUGAAUGGUUGAGAAACCUACUUGCAGAUAUUCCUCUUUGGGGCAAGCCUGCUCCACCCAUCUCUAGGUUAUGUGAUUCACAAGCAGCUAUUAGCGUUGCUAAGAAUAAGCCUCGUUUGGGUGGUCCGUUGGACUUGAUGGAUAUACAAAUUGAUUUGUGAGGAGAGAGAACACAAGAAUUGUUUACGCAGUUCGGAGCUGAAUCUCCCACAUCUGCGAGGCCCACAUCCAUAUAUAUAGUAGCCCUUUCACUAAAUCACCGUAAGAAAUUACACAAUCAAUCAUAACAGAAUCUUGUAAUGUAUUGAUUUGUCUACUUACCAUACGAGUGAUUGGACGAUAAACUAUGUUCGCCGCCUCUAUCUCCAUGACUGAUUAUUACACCUUCUUCAGAAAGGACGUGUUGUUGGCCUGAUUCCAUAUAUAUUAUCACUAAUCAACGUCUGGAUGAUCUCCCAAUGAAUAUAUAGAAUAAAGAUGAGUGAUCUUCUUCCUAAUAUCUCCACACUCAAAAAAUGUUUAUAUGAGAGGCGCGCGUGCGUGAUAGUACAUUAUU
Messenger RNA from Cuscuta campestris, 1645 nucleotides. NCBI's taxonomy places the organism in Eukaryota, Viridiplantae, Streptophyta, Magnoliopsida, Solanales, Convolvulaceae. The record is from the annotation of a GenBank genome assembly.